This is a messenger RNA of Yamadazyma tenuis ATCC 10573, 2520 nucleotides long. Lineage: Eukaryota; Fungi; Ascomycota; Pichiomycetes; Serinales; Debaryomycetaceae. The record is from RefSeq and is a predicted model, not a curated record.
AUGAACACUGACCUGGAGAUAGAUCCACUUAUAGAGACUCUCCAAAACAGUCCCAGCGUGGACCAGCUCCAACUGGUACUACUAAAGCUACUGAAGCUUUUUGGUAGUCCGGUUCAGGAGCUUAAGGUCGUACUUGUAUUGCUAGACUGUACGAUUCCUCAGAUAUUCGAUUUACUCGAUGCCAAUCUUCAGUCACAGGUAGUACAUCUAAUUAAGUCUAUCCGAGGCCUUGGAAGUUUAAUGAGUAAACUACAACUUUUAUUUAAAGCUAAGCUGUCCCACAAGUUGCUCCAGACGUAUAUUAAGGUGUUGGUGGCGGUUUUCGACGAUGAGUUACUUUGCAGCCUCCGUGCGAAAAGUGCUCUUGAGGUUAAUGAAAUAGAUACGCUUCUUUUCAAGGGGAGGGCGUUGGGGGUUUUCAACGAGGCGGUCGAACUAAGCGGGUCUGGGGAUCUGUUUGAGUUUGCAUCUAUUGACGCAUACGUUGCAUAUUUGAGUAAUCAGCUCAAAAAGACUGAACUUCCAAGUGCUUCUUUCAAUAGGUAUUUUAUCAGCUUAUUGGGAUUGACUGAGUCUAGUUAUUUAUUUGUGUUUGAUGAAUUUUUCAACGAAGUGUCGUGGACCUCACUACUAGUGUACUUGAAGCAGAUGAAACUGUUCCAGAAGAAGCUGUUCUUUUGGAAGUUUCUCCAGUUUCUUUCCAAGCGCAAAGUUCUUGAAGGUGAAAGCUACGAAAAAGUAGAUGCUUGUGCCAGUAUAUUGACUCCAGUCAUUGAAGACAGUUAUUUUGAUAAAAAUACCGUGGAGAGUGCCUUACGGUUAGACGACAAAAACAUUAGCACUUUGGUGGGAUUGGUAAGUCUGCAGAAAUCACAACUCUUUGAACUGACAUUCCAGAACUGGACAAGUCCUUUAUUCAUAAAGUCCGAGCCUCUAGGCCUUCAGGAAACCCGAACCCAUUUCCUUAUCCAGUUGCUCUAUCUCCAACCUGCAUCAUUUUCAAGCCAGCUUAUUACUAAACCUUCGUUUUUACAAGGGAUUUCUAACAGAUUGGGCUCUUAUUCAACUGCAGUGAGAGUAUUUGCCGUCAUACUUGCAGACAAGGCUUGUGAGAUUGGAAAUGUAAGUAAAAUUUUUCUGAUAAGCAAUUUGGAAGGAUAUGAUUAUUUGUUGCAAGACUCCAGCUAUCAAAAGCGGUUGCAAAGGCAUGCUGCGAAAACAUGCUGGGAAAUAGUUCAAGCUCCAAUAGUGUCAACUGAUACUGAAUCAAUUAAAGACUUGUCCACUGCCAUAAGCAAGCUUGACUUCACGAAGACUUAUAAAGAUUCUGAUGAUGAGUCGACUGGAGAUAGUGAUGAUGAAGAUGAUGAUCCUUCUAUUGGUCAAAGGAUCAAACUCUCGUCCCCAAUUUACAUCAAGGAAUUGUUGAGCUAUCUUUCGGUAGAUACAAAACACCCACAGGCCUAUGAUAUGAUAAAAUUGGCUUUGACCCAAGGUCCCACAUUAAUAAGGCAAAAGUCACAUUUUGGAGUAGAGGUGUCUUCUAACGCUGUUCAAUUACUCCAGACACUAGUAGGUCUUCAGGACCAGUUUAAUGAGCCUAAAUUUGAAGACUUGAAGUUAAAUUGUAUUAUUGCAGUACUUGUUGGUUGCCCAGAGAGUGCAUUGGAUAUCUCUAAAAUGUUAGGAACUGGUGACUAUUCUCUUCAGCAGCGAAUGAUGAUAUUGACAGGUCUUUCACUUGCUGCUAGAGAAAUCAGAGGGUUCAAGGACGAGAUUGUAACCAAGUCUUAUAAAGAAAAGGUGUUCCCAACGAAGCGGUUGGCUCCUCGGUUACAUGCAAAGUACUUGGCUCUCGAUUACAUCAAACAGGGACGAAUUGAAUACGAACCGGAAGGCUUGAAACGAGCACAUUUAUCAAUUCAAAACUCUCUUAUACUAGAAGACUCACAAGAAGCAGCUGACCAGCUCCAGGGAGGAAAGAUCCUUAGGAUCUCAAGAAAUAUGCGGCCCAAACAAAGUCAAAACAUCCUCACACCCAAAUAUGACAACUAUUCUACCCUCAUCAGCAAGUAUUUCUACUUCCCAUUGACUCAUUUGUGGUAUGAAUCGGGAGGAAUCAACAUUGGUCAUUACUCAGGAUUGUUGAUUGGACACUACGUGAAAACCAUGGCCUUAUUGCUUCACUGCUCAUUUGCUUCCCUAACAAACAAUGAUAUGAUCCGUGAGUUUUUGCUCAUUGCAACUGACAUUGCUAAAACCUCAACCGCUGAACAGACCCAAGUUAUUGAAGGAGUGAUCACUGGAAUGCUUCUCAUUACUGAUAUUUCAGAUGAGGAACAUUUGGUAAUAAACUUUAGCAGUAACCUCCUUUCGAUCCAAAGCUGGCUUAUUGGCUUAUGGGAAGCAAUUAUAGACGAACAAAUUAAGAGUCUAUGUGCUGGAUUUCUUCUUCGCCUUUCAAAGAUACUUGAUAAGUACCAGGCUACAAUAAUGGACCAAUUAAAUAAUGUAUACUAA